AUGAAGCUUUUCGCUAGUCUUUUCUUCGCCAUCACGGCGGCAACGGCCUUUGCCACGCCCAAACCGGAUUUGCGUCACUCACUAGUUGAUCCCCCUCCGCAAUUGGCUCAGGUCGCUAAGACGCGAUACGUCAACGUCAACGGCGACAAGAUCGCCUACCGACGUUUCGGUGUCAAGUCCGACGUCCCAGUCAUAUUCCUCGCCAACUUCCGCGCGUCCAUGGACAUUGCCGAUCCGCUUUUGUUCAACUACAUCGCCGAAUCGCGAGAGGUCAUCCUCUUUGACAAUGCUGGCGUCGGCCACAGCGGGGGGGUGGUUGCCGACUCCAUUGCGAAGCAGGGCGACACGGCCGCAGCCUUCCUCGCCGCCAUCGGUGUUAAAAAGGUCAACGUUCUGGGUUUCUCCAUGGGUGGCGGUGUCGCCCAGCACGUUGGUAUCAACUAUCCCAACCUCGUCAAGAAGCUGGUCCUGGCUGGCUCAAUCGUUGGCAACGGCACCGGAACCGUCGAGGCCAAACCUGAGGUUUUCGAGAUGGCCAGACAGCCCGACGUCCCUCUGGAGGACGCCUUGAAGCUGUUCUUCUACCCGUCCGAGACCAGCAGUGCAGCGGGCACCGCCUGGGCGAACCGGAUCUUUGAGCGCCAGGUCAAGGGCGAAAACAGGACAGGAUCCAUCCAAGAGCCCGGCACGUCGUCGCACUUGAAGGCCAUUUUCGACUUCACCCGCAACUCGACCUAUUUCGAACAGGUCAAGACUAUCCAGGUGCCCGUCUUGGUGACCAACGGAAAGACCGACGUCUUGGCCCCCACGGUCAACUCGUUCUUGCUGCAGCAGCAGUUGCCCUACGCGUAUGCUCACAUCUACCCGGACUCUGGCCAUGGACAUCUCUUCCAGUUUCCCAAGGCCUAUGUCGAGUCGCUUCUGCAGUUCUGGGAGAGCUGA
Messenger RNA from Ilyonectria robusta, 942 nucleotides. RefSeq names its product Alpha/Beta hydrolase protein. The transcript is spliced from 2 exons. Lineage: Eukaryota; Fungi; Ascomycota; Sordariomycetes; Hypocreales; Nectriaceae. The record is from RefSeq and is a predicted model, not a curated record. Bases 1 to 942 code for a protein of 313 amino acids.